UUCCCGACGCCGAACUCGUGCCAUUUCCCUUUCCUCUCCCGCGCGUGCCGAAGCCCGACGCCGAGCCCUAACCGCCGGCUCGGCGGUUUCUUCCUCUUCUCCGAGGCCGAAGCCUUAAACCCCUCGGCUCCUCCUUUUCUUCUUCUCCUCAUCUUCUUUGCGCCGAUCGCCUCACCCCGCGACACCGAAGUCACCACCGCCGGCUCCUCUUUUCCUGCGCGCCGACGCAGAUCGCCGGCUACUGCCGACUCUAGCGCCUUACCCCGACGCACGGAGCCAGUCGUGGUCGUGCCCUAGCAGAGACUUGCCGCACCACCGCCGCCGCCUGUUCUCAGCAAAGCAGCGCCACAGUCGACGCCUACGGACUAGGGCAACGCUGUGCCCUAGAUUUGCAGCGCCGCCGUCCCAUUCUGCCCUAGCCAUCACUGACACUGCCCUCCUGCAGUGUCUUUCGCUCGUCGCUGCCCUUGUGAUCUAGCGUCGGUCGGCUAGCCGUGAGUGCCAGCAAAACACCUUGUUAUCGGCUUGAGUUUCUGGCAUUAGGGCUUCCAGUGGCAGCUUUGUCCGGUUUUUGGUCAUUUCAGGCAGUAAAGGAAGAGUGAGGAGUUUCGGCAGCCAACAGCCCUUAACGGCAGCCCUCAUUCCAGCAUCUUCUUGUUCUUGAAUAAGCUGUGGAACUUGAGCCAAUUAGCCAGCGUCUGGGUGCAACUCCACCGCAAGUGUCUUCACUGCAAGUGUCCUCUUAACCACCUCCCUCUUCAAUCAAUUAAUCUCAAUGGCGGCUGCAGCCAAAACGACGAUAGUGAAGGAUAAGUUUCUCGACGACGACAACUCCAUAUUGAACGCCAUCAACCCUACGCACACCCACGACGGAAGGAUAACGGCAAUUAAGCCCCUGUUAUCCGUUGCGGCAAAAAUACUGAAAGAAACUGGAAUUACUACUCUGGUUCAAGAAAUACUGCUAGAAGACAAUAUUAAAACCAUCGAACCACUGACGUCCACCAUCCACACCGUCUCUUGCAAGCUCGCCUGCGAAUGCUCUGGAGUCGAUCAGCAUGGUGGAGCGAUGAGGAUUUUUAAGUUGCUAGGAUGUUACGAUUGGGAUGCAAAGGUGAUGAUAGCGCUGACAGCAUUUGCUAUGAACUAUGGCGAGCUUUAUCUGCUUUCCACGGCAAAGACAUCUCUUUCAGGAACCUUGGCUGCCUUAAAGCGGCCGCCGCGAAUUACUGAAAAUAUACAAGUCCUCAUCCAAGCAGUUACAAAGCUUUCCAAGUGCAUCACUGAUGUCACUUGUUACCCUGAUCACAUAUCAUCCGAUGACAGCCUUGUUCUUCUUGAGUGCAAGUUCGCUUUCCCUAUUGCUGCCUACUGGAUUAUUAGAAGCCUUGUUGCCUGUUCCAGUCACUUUACUUCCUUCACCGAUGAACCGAAUAAUGGGAGUUUCACCGUAGACAGCGUCUACAUCUCAUUUCUGGUCGAAGGAAUCGACAACCUUUACAAUCGUAUCAAUGCACUACUUGAAAAAAUUGCGUACCGGAAAUAUCAAGAGUCCUAUUUGAAAAUAACGAUUCUCUUUGAGAUGGUACAAAAGACUACGUUACAAAUUUUGGAGGGAAUACACAACUCCGAGGAUCUCAAACCCCUAGUCCAUGGUGAGAAGGGGAGCGUAACUCUUGAGGAGGUGCUUACGAAAAAGACUGUCAUGUUGUACGUCUCGGAUCUCAGUAUCAUUACAAAAGCCGAGGAGCUAGCGAUGUUGAAGGCGAGAUACAUGUCACAAUCUCAUCAACAACACGAGAUUGUUUGGCUACCUAUCAUAGACGAUUAUACUGCAGACAUGAAGAAGACUUUUUAUGACUUGGUCACCGACAUGCCAUGGUAUGCGCUAAACCCAGUGUGUCUUAAACGAGAAGCAAAGCAAUACAUAAAAGAGAAGUGGAUGCACGAAAAGAAGACGUCAUUGGUGGUGCUAGACCAAGGGAAAGUAGUGUGCCACGACGCCCUCCACCAAGUGCGUAUUUGGAAAAAACUCGAUUUCUCCUUCACCGUCGAAGAAUCAUAUAGUCUUUGGAGGAACGUUUCAUGGAAGCUCGAUUUAUUUGAAGAUCAUUUUGAUGCCGCUACCAAAGAAUGGGUUAGGAAAAAUAACAACAUUUGCCUAUACGGAGGGAAGGACCUCAAAUGGAUAAAAGAAUUUACUACAGAAUUUAAGCGCGUCUCAGAGAUUACCAAAACACAAGUAAAGAUAGUGUACAUCGGCAAGCAUGUGAAGGAGGUGAUGAAUCAAGCGAAAGUAGCUAAAUACAAUGUGGAUUGUUGGGAUGAGGCCAAGAUUCGUUCAUUCUGGGAACACGUUGAGAGUAUGUGGCAUUGCAAGAUGCAACACCAAAGCAACACCAGUAAUAAUGAUGUCAUCUUGCAGGAGCUUAUGAGGAUGAUAAGCUUCGGUAACAGUGAGGAGGGGUGGGCAAUAUUUAGCAAAGGAGCAACAUCGAACAUUGUCAAGGCCCAUGAGAAAGAGCUUCUUACAUGCCUUCGGGAAUGGAAAACAUCUAAAGAAGAAUUUUUUGUGGAACUAUCAAAAAAGUUCAGUAAUAAUAAAACACUGCCCACUGAUCAUCAUUGCAUUAGCUUCGUACUCCCUAGAGAUGCUGCCAACUUCAAGGAGGAGAUGCUUUGUGCGCAAUGCCAGAAGCCAAUGGAGAAGUUUGUGCUCUAUCGCUGUUGCAAAUGAUUGGGCGAAGAGUACGUUGAAAACUUUUUCUAUGCAAGUUCUUUGUGAUUGUGAGUUUACCUAAAUAAAAUUGGACAUUGUUCUGUCCAAUCUAGAUGGUGAUAGUGUGGUGAUGCUUGUUUGAAUUCAAAGUUCUUGUCCGUUGUCCUUAUCCUUGUCCAAGUGUUUGUACUUUUAUCAUUUUCAUUAAAUAAAAUAAAUUUCAAUUCUA
Molecule: messenger RNA, 2945 nt
Organism: Zingiber officinale
Lineage: Eukaryota; Viridiplantae; Streptophyta; Magnoliopsida; Zingiberales; Zingiberaceae
Product: protein SIEVE ELEMENT OCCLUSION B-like
Exons: 8
Coding region: 776-2734 (652 amino acids)
Biological process (GO): phloem development
Source: RefSeq, a predicted model, not a curated record